Ylistrum balloti is the source of this 2936-nucleotide messenger RNA. RefSeq names its product enkurin domain-containing protein 1-like. Gene Ontology annotation, cellular component: cytoplasmic microtubule. Lineage: Eukaryota; Metazoa; Mollusca; Bivalvia; Pectinida; Pectinidae. The transcript is spliced from 7 exons. The record is from RefSeq and is a predicted model, not a curated record. The coding region runs from base 131 to 976 and encodes 281 amino acids.
GUAGAAUUCAACAUGGAGGACGGCAGACGUUGCGCUUGGAACUGAAAACAUCGACAGAUUGACAGAGUGAUAUGAUCAGAGAAGACUUAAACAUUUAUUUAUAAAUUAAGAACUGACAGAAGGCGUCAUCAUGCAUGGUGGAGGCGGAAUGAUGCUUGUUAAUGGACAGGGAUACGGUUCAACAAAGAAAUAUGGAGCAGAUACAAAAUCAAAAAAUCAUUAUAUGGACAAUGUACGGCGAAUGAGACAAAUACAAAGAAAAAGUAAGGAACGAGAAGCAGAAAGCAACAAACCAGUAAAGGCAUUGUGGAAGUCUGAUAAAUAUCGUGAUAUUCAGUCCCGUGUGAAGGGUGACAUUGAGCGUGAACCAGAUGCACCUAGACCACACUCUGCUUGUUUCACCAGAGCUCAUUCUCGGUCAGGCCCAUCGGUUAAGUUUCCAUCUCGUCCUAGCACUCCAGAAGUUAAUGUACCUGAUGAAAAACUGACAGUUCCUCGUGCUAAUUCAGCUGUUGAUGUCAAGAUGACAAGGAAUAACUUUGACUUCAUAAAAAUUAAUGGUAUGAAUGCCAAAAGGGUUCCUAUAGUGAGGAGUCCAAGCCUCACAGCAUUAGACGACCUUAAGAAGAGCAGAGAUGAACAAUUUACACAGAAUCACAAAUUUGGAGAGGUUCCUAAAUACCUUCAAUCACGCAAAACACAAUGGAAAAAAGAGGAGGAGGAUCGUAUAGCUAACAUACCAGACCCAGAAAUGCCCCCUGGUCAUAGACAGUUACCAGAGACUGAGAGGCGUACAACACUGAAUCUGCUGAUAAAAAAGGAAGAAGAACUAGUGCGUGAAAUGUCGGCAUUGCCUUUAAGAAUGGACACUUUUAGAAUACGUUCACAAAAACAAGAAAUUGAGAAAAAACUUGCAGAAGUAGACGAGGCAAAAAAGAUAUUUUCCAGAUCAAAGGUGUUUGUGAAAGUGGACUGAUAGCAGGUUUUUGGAAUCAAUUUGUUUUGUACUUCAGUGUUAUUGAAGCCAGAAUUCUGUGUAGAUACAUGUAUUUAUUUUGUAGAUAAACUUGACAUUGUUAGAUUUUAUUUCGUACUCACAGUUUAUUUUCUAGAUCAGACAUACCAAGUGGAUGGCUAAUCACUUGCUAAAAAUGCUUGUAGACCUCCUAUCAGAUAUGCAUUCACUUUAGUUAGUACAAGUCUUAAUUAAUUUAGCAUUCCGUCCGUUAAAAUUUGAAGGACCAGGCAGGCUGUAGAUGUACUGUCUGUCAAAUCUUCCUGAGGUUUUACUUAAUAUCGUUUUGUCAUGGCUCAAGAUACUUAGCUAGAAUUAAGUAUAUGGCUGGUUAUUAACAAGUUACAGUAUCUUAUUCGACAUCCCACGCUUUUUUUUUCCUCGCCCUUUGAUUGUAGAAGUUUUACAAAAGUUCUUUUGUUUGUCAGGAUUUUUUCCUCAUGCCUACAAAAUAAUUACUCUUCUUUUACCUUCUGACGCAUGUUGCAUAUCAAAAUGUCUGUGGAAGUACUAACCUUAAACUUUUGGGCGUUAUUGAUUUUGUAUUAAAUCUGUUAAAACGUGAUUUUAUACCAUGUACUUUUGAUUUCUUUUCCAUAAUACAAAAGGGUAACAUCCUUAAAAAAUCCAUAUAGGAGGUAAAUGGUAGCAGUGCCAAUAUCUUGUGGGAGUCCCUAGGUGGCAUGCUCGUUAUUGUUUUGGUUUUUGUCACCUUGCAUUAGUUGCAUUAAUUUUUUUUUUGCCCAUUUCAAAUUUAGUCGGUGAAACUUAGUAAAAGUUGUUUUAAGUUACAGAUAAAAGACAAACUUUUUGUUUGAAAGGAUAAAAUAAGACUUUUUUAAUACUUCCAGGCUCUGAUGAAGACCAACAUCUUUGGUUUGGAGAAUAGUUGAUGUAAUAUUUUGAUAUUUUAGUGUCUCUCUUUUUAAUUGAAUCAUGUUGUAAUCAUUUCCUGACAUUACAUUGUUCUAUAAAUGUAUUGAAUGAAUGAUAAUGACCUUUAUUUUUGAUGCUGUACUGAUUUUGGAUGAGUACCAGUAUGUAUAGAUAUGUCCCCCAGACAUACGUAUAAUGUGCCUGUUAUUGUAGCUCUCCUUUGUAGACAUAAACAAAAUAGUAUACACUGUAACUAUUCUUACAUGGCAUGGGUAGUUGUAGCUCAACAUCAAAACAUCUUUUGGGGGAAAAACCCUGAAAGGAAUAAAUUAACUAAAUUGUUAGGUACUACUAGGGUUGGGGGAAAUGGAAAAUGUAUCUUCCUUUAUCAAUAUUACAUGUUAUCAAUACAAAGUAUGCUGAUUGAACCGUCCUGAUGUUGAUUGGAUGAACAUUGUUCUAGUAUUGUUUAAUUGCCUUGUUAAUAAUGAUGUUAAACUAUACAAUAAAAAUGUCAGUAUUUGAAGUUUGACCAAAAAGUCAGUUUUAAUAGUGAUCUUCAAUCAGUUGCAUUCAAACUUUUGUAUUCUAUUAAUACAUAUUACAUGUACACCAAGGAAUGAGGUAAGCAUGUGAUUGGUUGACAGAUUGUCUAGUUUACUUACAUACACAAUACUGAUUCAAAAGGAUCUGUACAGCAGAUGUUUAAAAAUUGGUCCUUGCUGAUGAAUCAACAAAAUUAAUUUUGGACAUGUAUAUCUUGGUGAGAGAAUUUGUAUAUAAUCCACAGUAACAGUGGUAAUUACAAACCAUUUGAUGUACAUUUCUGGACAAAAUGAACUUGUAUCAUUGUUAUGCUUUACUGAACUUACUUCUGAAUUCAUUCCAGAGUCUCUUAUUUUUUUGUAUAUUUUUCAGAAUCUUGUAUUCAUUGGUUGUUGACAGAGACCAACGAAUUUUAACAUGUUUUGUAUUGUUGACUUACUUACAGCAAAUCUAUUUCAUAAACAUUUCAUAUGAAAUAAAUGAUAUUAUAAGUAGAGAA